GAACAUCCCCAAGAGCCAUUCAUCAUCCCUCCCAAGAAGUAAGCAUUUUGAGCUAAAAACUCCCUUCCUCUCUCCCUAAACCCUACGGCCAAGCUAAACUACCCUCCUCACAUUUUUCCCACUUCAACCAUGUCAAAUGAAUCCCAACCCAUGUCCCAUGAAGAGCUUGUUGCCUCCAAUGCAGCCUUGAAGGCCCAAGUUGAAUACUUGGCCAAAGAAGUGGCUAAACUUACCAAGAUAAAACUGAAUGCACUACAAGCAAGUGAUCACGAGGAUGACGCUACCACUAGUGGCAUAAACAAAACUAGGGCUCCCGUCCAUGAAGGUUCUGAUUUCAAGGUGGACAUUCUGACCUUUGAAGGAAAGAAUGGCCCGGAUGAGUUCCUAGAAUGGCUAGAGACGGUGGAACGUGUCUUCUAUUUCAAAGAAGUUUCCGACGAGAUGAAGGUCAAGAUAGUGGCCUUGAAGUUCCGCAAGUAUGCAUGCACUUGGUGGAACAAUACUUGCACCAAAAGAAGAAGAAACGGUAAGGAACUAGUGUCUACUUGGACUAAGAUGAGGUCCCUCUUGAAGAAGUAGUUUUUACCCGCUAAGUACAUCCUUUGUGGAGGGGUUAUAGAUAUGAGUUUAGGAAAGUUUUGAGGCAGGGGUAUUGACAGGGUUUUGGGGUUAAUUUGGAUAGUAUCCAAGGAGGAAAAAGAGAUGGUUUGUGAGGACUUUUGGGGCAGGGG
Messenger RNA from Cuscuta campestris, 731 nucleotides. Lineage: Eukaryota; Viridiplantae; Streptophyta; Magnoliopsida; Solanales; Convolvulaceae. The record is from the annotation of a GenBank genome assembly.